Messenger RNA from Lathyrus sativus (Indian pea), 1728 nucleotides. Lineage: Eukaryota; Viridiplantae; Streptophyta; Magnoliopsida; Fabales; Fabaceae. The record is from the annotation of a GenBank genome assembly.
AUGGUUAUGGCCACUUUUGCAACCAGAGGAAUUGGAGUCGCAAAGCUCCAUGACCCCUACAAUCCCAACCUUAAAUCUCUCUUUCUUGGCCAAACACUUAGAAUCAAACCCUCAAUUAAUAAUCAACAACCACCAUGCAGUGGCAAAUUCUCAACCCCAAAAGCGUUUCAUGGGGGUGAAUGGCUUCACUCAGUUCACAACCUAUUUGUUGGUGUUGGGGUUGGACUUCCCUGCACUGUCAUGGAGUGUGGGGACAUGAUUUACAGAAGCACUCUUCCUAAGCCUAGUGGGUUGACACUUACUAUCCCAGGCGUUGUUCUUGCUUUUGGUGCUCUCUCAUAUCUUUGGGCUACACCUGGUGUUGCUCCGGGUUUCUUUGAUAUGUUUGUUCUUGCUUUUGUUGAAAGGUUGUUUAGACCCACUUUCAGAAAGGAUGAUUUUGUUCUAGGGAAGAAGCUGGGAGAGGGAUCAUUUGGAGUUGUUUAUAGAGUCACCCUAGCUAACAAGCCCUCUUCAAAGGAAGGUGACUUAGUCUUGAAGAAAGCCACUGAAUACGGCGCUGUAGAAAUUUGGAUGAAUGAGCGAGUACGAAGAGCUUGUGCAAACAGCUGUGCAGAUUUUGUUUAUGGUUUUCUUGAGAGGUCUACAAAGAAGACUCCUGAAUAUUGGCUUAUAUGGCAGUUUGAAGGAGAUGCCACCUUAGCUGAUCUAUUGCAGAGUAGAGAUUUUCCUUACAAUGUUGAAACAUUGAUUCUUGGUGAGGUACAAGAUUUGCCUAAAGGAUUGGAAAGAGAAAAUAGAAUUAUUCAAACAAUCAUAAGACAACUCUUGUUUGCAUUAGACGGUCUUCACUCAACUGGUAUUGUGCAUAGGGAUAUUAAGCCACAGAACAUUAUUUUCUCUGAAGGGUCUCGUACAUUCAAAAUAAUUGAUCUUGGAGCUGCUACAGAUUUGCGAGUUGGCAUCAACUAUAUUCCUAAGGAGUUUCUUUUGGAUCCAAGAUAUGCUGCACCAGAGCAGUACAUUAUGAGCACACAAACUCCAUCUGCACCCUCAGCUCCGGUUGCUACUGCACUCUCUCCAGUCUUAUGGCAGUUGAAUCUUCCUGACAGAUUCGAUAUCUACAGUACUGGUCUAAUAUUUCUCCAAAUGGCAUUUCCUGGUCUGCGCACUGAUAAUAGUCUCAUACAAUUCAACCGUCAAUUGAAGAGGUGUGACUAUGACUUGGUUGCAUGGAGAAAAACUGUCGAGCCUCGAUGUGGUAGUGAACUUAGGAGGGGCUUUGAGCUGUUAGAUUUAGAUGGUGGAAUAGGUUGGGAACUUCUGACUUCAAUGGUUCGAUACAAAGCAAGGCAAAGGCUGAGUGCAAAAGCAGCAUUAGCUCAUCCCUACUUUGACAAAGAAGGUUUGCUGGCGCUAUCUUUUAUGCAAAAUUUGAGGCUACGGUUCUUUCGAGCUACCCAGCAGGAUUAUGGAGAAGCUGCCAAGUGGAUUAUUCAACUUAUGGCAAGAUCAGGAACACAAAAGGAUGGCGGAUUCACUGAAGCUCAGCUCCAGGAACUUAGAGAAAUUGUGCCCAAGAAAAAAUCUGGUGCAAAGAGAAAUGCUCUAGCUUCAGCUCUUAAAGUACAGAGGAAAAUUAUAAAAACCUUAAAUGAGAGUAUGGAUGAGCUCAGCAGAAACAGGAAAAGCAUUUGGUGGAGAAGAUGGAUCCCAAGAGAGGAAUGA